CACUGAACGUUUUCAUAAAGCUUAUGUCAGUGGUUCUCCAACUGGGGGACCACUGUGUUUGUUGGUUCUCGUUGCAACCACAUUUGCCAUCUCAGAAUUUUAAGAAGCUGUUAAUUUUUUCUUCAUUCAGUACUUUAAUGGAGGAAUUAUUUACCCUGUUAAGACCCAUUAUGUUACAAAUGGCUAGGCAUGUCGCUAAGAACAAAAGACCCAUAUUCACAUUGUGCUUAUUAUGCUAUAUUGCCAACAAUUAUAUAGACACAAGUGACUAAAUUUUGUAACUGAUCAACUUAAAGACUGAACUAAAACAAUGGGCUCCUAAUUAGGUUGUGAAACAUAUGUUUUUGAGUUCUUUCAGAAUUUUUUUUUUUAAUUAUUAACGCAGUGCAGAUUUGGUUCAUUACCAUUUGCUUUGUCUUUGAAUUUUCAUAAGCCUAUCUACCAGAUGGCUAGUUUUCGUUACCGUGUGUACACUUUCACCAGUUAGGAAACUAUUGAUUCACUUCAGUUUUUCAUUUGAACAGUUUUAAAAAAUCACCUCUUUAUGUAAUCGUUUGCAUCAUAGCAGAAUGUAAAUAUGGGACUUUUAUCCUUUAUGUGGCUUAAGAGUGUAAAUAAUCCCUCUAAACAAGUAAGGCGUAAUUAAUAAAUAAAUAAAAAUUUAAAAACAUUUUUUAUAAGAUUGUUAAAAUUCUGGGAUUGCAAGUUUUCAUGAUAUUUAAAUCACCUGAUUGAUUAAUAUAGGCUAGUGCGAACACAAUAAGAUACAUUAUCUGAUCCCAUAGGCGUAGGUAAAUUUGGGGGACACACUGCACAAAAACCUCGGCGUAUAUCUGCUCCACAUCACGGUGCGUAAAGAUCACAAAAUCCACGCGUCGCUGAUUCAUGCAACCAAGCGCGUCUACAGGACGGUAGGGAUUAAGACAGACAGCUGGAUGGGAUUUGCUGUUUAGAAACUGUCGUUACUUUCUAACAACCUUUAAAUAGGAACCGAAUCCCGUUCGACUAAGUGGAAUGAAACUUAAGAAAAGUACAAAGGUGCGUUAUUUUGGGCCUUCUUCAACACAAUUUAUGAUACAUUAAUUGUUAGGUUUAACCGUUUGAACGUAACAUAAUGUUAUGUGUCCAGUAAUCAGCUAGUACUUUGCCGUGGAGCUAAAUUGCAAAUACAUUACCAUGACUGCUGUAAAGCCAUAACCUGGAGCGGUUGCAUUCUGUUGACACGCUGCAUUGUGCCUUGUAUUUUCAAAAUGAUCGGAAAAGUUGAUGAUUUCACACUCCACGUGUGCAGCUCUGUGGGUUGGUCGCCCUUCUGUGUUCUGAUUGGACACACCUUCUUCUUAGUCCACGCGCAUUUCACCCUAUCCUCGCUGUUAGGCGGAGUGAAUUGGAAGACGCCCUGCUAUUGGCUGAAUAUGAUCAAUUAGCCCAUGUAGUGUCAGGAGUGUCAUAAAACAACUACCUCGGAGCAUUAUAAAUACUGUACGGGAACCCCAAUACAACAUGAGUCUUGGUGUUUGUGUACGAGGUUUAUCAGAAAUAUGUUGCAGCAAGCUCUCCGAGUUUCAGGGCGAAGUGCCUCGCCUCUGAUAAAGUGGGUGGAGAAGUGGCUUGAAAGCGCGGCUUCCCCUAAGCGCGCCGAGACGCAUCAGGUGAAAAGUCUGGAAGAGAUGCCCGGACCCUCUGUUUGCAGUUUCGCUUGGGACCUUUUCGCUAAACGGGGGUUAUCUCGCCUCCACGAACUUCAGCUGGAGGGGCGCAAGCGGUACGGGCCGGUGUGGAAGGCCAGUUUCGGGCCGAUCCUGACGGUCCACGUGGCGGACCCGGCGCUGAUCGAGCAGGUCCUGCGGCAGGAAGGGCAGCACCCCAUGCGCUCGGACCUCUCCUCCUGGAAGGACUACCGCCAGCUCCGCGGACACGGCUACGGACUGCUCACGUCGGAGGGGGAGGAGUGGCAGGCGGUGCGCAGCCUCCUGGCCAAGCACAUGCUGCGUCCGCGCGCGGUGGAGGCGUACGACGGCAUCCUGAACGGCGUGGUGUCCGACCUCCUGGCCAAGCUGCAGCUGCGCAGCCAGCAGAGCCCCCGCGGCCUCGUCCGCGACAUCGCCACCGAGCUGUACCGCUUCGGCCUGGAGGGUAUUUCCUCCGUGCUGUUCGAGUCGCGGAUUGGCUGCCUGGACGCGCAGGUCCCCCCGGAGACGGAGCGCUUCAUCCAGUCCAUAAACACCAUGUUCGUCAUGACCCUCCUCACCAUGGCCAUGCCCGGCUGGCUCCACCGCAUCUUCACCAGGCCCUGGGACACCUUCUGCCAGUGCUGGGACUACAUGUUCCAAUUCGCAAAGGGCCACAUUGACCAGCGUCUGCAGGAGGAGGCCAAAAGGCUGGCCCGGGGAGAGGAAGUGGAGGGGCGGUAUCUGACAUACUACCUGUCACAGCAAGGCCUGCCGCUGAAGACCGUGUACAGUAAUGUGACAGAGCUUCUGCUAGCCGGGGUGGACACGAUCUCCGGCACCAUGUCCUGGUCGCUGUACGAGCUGGCCCGGCACCAGGGGGUGCAGGCGGCCCUGCGGGACGAGGUUCUCGGGGUUCUGAGAGGCCGGGAGGUCCCGGGGGCCGCGGACGUAGCUCAGAUGCCCCUGCUGAAGGCCGUGGUGAAGGAGGUGCUCAGACUUUAUCCAGUCAUCCCCGGCAAUGGCCGAGUCAUUACCGACAGAGACAUCCAAGUGGGAGGUUACCUCAUUCCAAAAAGUACCCUCAUUACUUUGUGCCACUACGCGACGUCCCGGGACGAGAAGAUGUUCUCGAACCCGGACGAGUUCCUGCCCCAGCGCUGGCUGCGGCGGGACCAGGGGCACCACCCCUACGCCUCGGUGCCCUUUGGCGUGGGCAAGCGCAGCUGCAUCGGGCGCCGGAUAGCCGAGCUGGAGCUCUACUUGGCACUGGCGCAAAUCCUGAUCCAUUUCGAAGUGAGGCCCGACCCGGACGCCGAGGCGGUCCGCCCCAUGACCAGAACGCUGCUGGUGCCGCAGACCGAAAUCAACCUGCAGUUCAUCAAACGCUGACCGCGCGGGUCGACCGCGGUCGUCAGAGGACAGCGCCAGCCUCCCACGUGCAGAGACAAGGGUCACGCUGACCGGAGAACCGAACACACUGACCCUGAGCAGCAGGGCAGGAAGCUGGUCAUUCGGGUGGGCGGGCCUCACCUCAACCUCAGCAAUUGGAACCACUUACUUUCUGCAGUGCAUUGUGGGCCAUGUUCAGCACGCGGGCAGUCUGUAACAAUUAUCAGAGGCUGUGCUCUGUGUCAUGAGGGGACAGUGACUGUGAUCUCCAGGAAACAAUGAACCACUAAAAACACCCUGACUGACAAAAUGGAGAAUGGGGUUUCAAAAUCAUCACUAGUGUGCCAUGCCUUUUAAGAACAAUCUUGUUUUAAAUUAUUAUGUUUGUAUUUAUGUGUGAAUGCAUUUAUGAGACAAAGCCUAGUGAGAUAUUUUAAGGACAGUGUUUUUGUCUGUGCUGUUUAGAAACUCUUUAGAAUUGGUAAAACCACAGAGCGAAAAUGGUAAGCUGUAAAGCUGGCUAUAAAAAAUCUAAUUUAAGACAUGUAGACAAUCUUUUAAACCAGCAAAUUCAUAAAGUUCUCAAGAUGAUGUCAUAUUGUUACAAAUGUUUAUAAAGUAUUCUUUAUAUUGAAUAAAAUGUGUGUGAGCGUGUGUGUGAGCGUGUGUGUGCGCAUGCGCAUAUGUGGGUCUGUGUGCCUCUUGAUUUUAAUAAAAUAUGAAAACUCUC
Anguilla rostrata (American eel) is the source of this 3792-nucleotide messenger RNA. It is a transcript of the gene cyp27b1, whose product is annotated as 25-hydroxyvitamin D-1 alpha hydroxylase, mitochondrial. Bases 1542 to 3062 code for a protein of 506 amino acids. The record is from RefSeq and is a predicted model, not a curated record. Gene Ontology annotation, molecular function: iron ion binding; monooxygenase activity; heme binding. Gene Ontology annotation, cellular component: mitochondrial inner membrane. The transcript is spliced from 9 exons. Gene Ontology annotation, biological process: C21-steroid hormone biosynthetic process; cholesterol metabolic process; cellular response to peptide hormone stimulus. Lineage: Eukaryota; Metazoa; Chordata; Actinopteri; Anguilliformes; Anguillidae.